Molecule: messenger RNA, 1098 nt
Organism: Symbiodinium natans
Lineage: Eukaryota; Dinophyceae; Suessiales; Symbiodiniaceae
Source: the annotation of a GenBank genome assembly
AUGGAGGGCAAGUUUGCGGACAUCGACGAUGCGGCUCGCCGGGUCUUUGCCAAGCUUGUGCGGGUCGGACAGCCGGAGCCGGUGGUGGAUGACAUGAUGUCGGACACCUUGACACUCGAAGGCAGCGAUCCCUUCGCAUCCCGGAUGACAACCGAGAAGUCGCCCGGGCCGGGCAAGGGCCUGUCCUUCCUGGACAUCAACUGCAUCAUGCCGCUUUAUUUCGGGCCAACACUGCGUCCUGGUGACAGUCAGGUCUUCGAGGCAGACUGGACGUCAGCAGUACGAGGAGCCUUCGAGCGCUUUCACAUGAUCGCCGCCACCGUGAAAGACUACGCGGCAAUCUGGCUAGUCUUCAGCAACGUGGUGUACGUCGUGCAGCUGAUCCUCUCGUCUGUGAUCAUCCUCGGGACCUUCUUCCCACCGGAGGUUCUGCGAACUCUGUGCAUCAGCAUGUCGACGGUGGCCUUGGGCCUGUCUUUCAUCUUCGGGAACCUCCUUAAGGAGAUCUUUGAGAGCGUGGUUCUGCUACUGGUGAUGCACCCCUACGACGUGGGUGAUCGGAUACAGCUGGGUGAGGGUGAUACCCUGAGGAUAUACACCAUCCAGAAGAUCAACAUCAUGAGCACCGAAGCGCGAGACUUGUCCAACCACUGCAUCUAUCUGAAAAACAAUGCCUUGUACAACGAGGCAAGCCUUGUCAAUCUGGGGCGCUCCCUCAAUGCCGUGGUUGAAAUCGGCGUCACAUUCCAAACCUCCGAGAUGUCGACGACAGUGCUGCACAGGAUCAAUCAGUAUGUCGCCUUGUACGUUCAUGAGAACGCACAUGCGUGGGUGCCCUCAUAUGUGCGGAGCUUCUCCCCAGUGGAGAGGGGCCGGGCGAACUGCGACCUCGCCGGUGCCGUGACGCACUGCGUCAGGGUGAUGCACCGACAGCCUUGGCAAAACAUCCGUGACAUUCGGCGCGACACUACCGACCUGAUGUACAAGCUCCUGGGCCAGCUGCACAGCUGGGGCGUAGACUUCCGCAACACCCCACAGCCGGUCCACAUCGAGACCAACGUGUCGAAGGACGGAGCUACUUGGAGGUUUAGGGUUUAG